Molecule: messenger RNA, 1761 nt
Organism: Trichophyton verrucosum HKI 0517
Lineage: Eukaryota; Fungi; Ascomycota; Eurotiomycetes; Onygenales; Arthrodermataceae
Exons: 2
Coding region: 1-1761 (586 amino acids)
Biological process (GO): cytoplasmic translational initiation; biosynthetic process
Cellular component (GO): eukaryotic translation initiation factor 2B complex; guanyl-nucleotide exchange factor complex
Molecular function (GO): translation initiation factor activity; guanyl-nucleotide exchange factor activity
Source: RefSeq, a predicted model, not a curated record
AUGCCGCACCUAGGCCUGCCGCAGACGGGCUUCCAGGCCCUGAUCCUCUGUGGACCAGGAGCCUCGUUGAACACAUUCACAUCCAUCCCGGAGGAGUUCCCGAAGGCAUUGGUGCCGGUUGCAAAUCGGCCCAUGGUGUGGUACCCCAUGGACUGGUGCUAUCGUCUAGGAAUUACCAAUAUCACCCUCAUCACCUCACCAACCAGCCAGUCAGUCAUGAAGACUGCUCUAUCACAAAAUCCUCAUCUCACAUCCAUCCAGUUCCCCACACCAACACUGCUGGCCCCCGCGGACCUUUCUCCUACUACUGGAACUGCAGAGCUCCUUCGACUACCCGAGGUCCAAGCAUGCAUAAAAACGGACUUUAUAGUUCUCCCCUGUGAUUUGAUAUGCGAUAUGCCCGGGCAGUCACUCCUUGAGGCAUGGAUGAUGACACAGGGCUCGCUGGAUGGGACAUCAGAUGGCUCGUCCAUAUUACCUGGAUCAUCUAGUCUGCUAGGAUUUGCAGGGGAGAAGGCCGGACGAAGAGGUGGACUUGGUGUCUGGUACCCAUUGCCCACAGGCGAGGAGAAAAUCAAGGAUGAAGUGCCUGACUUCUUGGUUACUGCUCCAUUGAGUGGGGAUGAAGCCCCUGCUGUUAAAGGAUCACCUGCCACUCCCGCGUCUGUUCGUGCGGGCUUGCAUAAGAUCGCAUAUACCAUGCCCAUGGACUCGUUAAAGGACUCAAUAGAGGAGAAAAAGGCACUGCUUAUUCGAUACUCACUGCUCAAGAAGCAUGGGCGGAUCAAGAUUCUCAAUGGCUACCGCGAUGCCCACAUCUACUUCUUCCCAUACUGGGUAAAGGUUAUGGCUCAACGGAAUGAGAAGUUCCAGAGUAUUAGUGAAGACCUGCUUGGCUGGUGGGCGAAGGCAGGCUGGCAGAAAGGGUUGGCUACCAAACUCAACAUCCAGGAUCUCUUUCAGUCACAGAAGAGGAGCGACGAGGCGAAAGCAGAGGGCCGUGCUAAUAGCCGUAUCGAGGAGGAAAUCGACCUAUUGGGCAUGAGCACAACCAAAUUACCGCGCGAAUUCGACAUACCAUCACGAACUAUCCCUGCAAGCCUUGCAAGCAGCUUCCAUGCCGCUGAAGACCAGGCUGAUGGCUCUUCCACAACAGCUGCAGAGAAGAUAAACACACCUCCACUCCUCGGCUACGUAGCUCCAUCCAAGCCAUCAAUGCCUCUUAUUCGGCGAGUGGAUAACUCCGCUCUACUUCUAUCAAUAUCACUCCGCCUGGCAAAGCUUGACGCCAUCAACGACACACACCCUCCAAACACUGCUACGCUUUCCCCCCUAGCUCACGCCAGCAAAAUCGCUUACCCACCCGGCAUCGCACAACGCUGCACGGUCUCAAAAGCAGACUGCCUUCUUGCAGAAAAUGUCACGGUGGAGGAGAAAUGCAUCAUCAAAGAAUCCGUCAUCGGCGCAAACUGCCACAUCGCCUCCGGUGCAAGGCUAACUAGAUGUCUACUUAUGGAUGGCGCUGUGGUUGGUGAACGCUGCCAGCUUGUAGGUUGUAUCAUCGGGAGAAGAAGUAAGCUUGGUCGCGACUGUGUGUUGAAGGACUGUGAGGUGCAGAAUGGGAACAUUGUGCCUGAUGAUACGGAUGCGAAGAACGAGAAGUUUAUGGUUUUCGAGGGGUUGGAAGAUGACAUGUCUGUUACUGGUGAGGGUGGGAUGGAAAUGGGGUUUGAUGGAGGAGACGUUGAUAUGCAGAGGUAG